Lactuca sativa (garden lettuce) is the source of this 636-nucleotide messenger RNA. RefSeq lists its product as uncharacterized. Lineage: Eukaryota; Viridiplantae; Streptophyta; Magnoliopsida; Asterales; Asteraceae. The record is from RefSeq and is a predicted model, not a curated record.
AUGACAACUAAGUUUGCCAAGCUAGAGAAGUUCGAAGGUGUCGACUUCAGGCGUUGGAAGAAGAAGGUGCACUUCAUGUUGAUUAUUCUGAAAGAUGCAUGCGUGCUGACUACUCCAAGACCAGUGGAGGCUAAGGAAGGUGUUGUUGACAGAAUUGAAGAGAUAAGGAGGAGACAUAAGUGGGACAACGAUGACUACAUCUCCAAAGGUCAUAUUUUGAACAGUAUGUCUGAUGCUUUAUUUGAUAUCCAUAGUGAAUCCUUGUAUGCCAAGGAGUUGUGGGACACCCUUAAAUUGAAAUAUAUCACCGAGGAUGCUUCUAGUAAGAAGUUUCUGGUCAGUAACUUUAACAAUUAUAAUAUGGACGAUUCAAAGUCUGUUACUGAACAAUACAAUGAACUCCUUGGCAUAUGCGGUCAGUUUAAACUACACCGGAUGAAUAUUGAUGAAUCCAUUGAUGUGUCAACCAUCAUUGACAAACUGCCUUCAUCCUGGAAAAACUUCAAACAUAACUUAAAACAUCAAAAAGAGGAAUUGUAUUUGGUUCAACUUGCUAGUCAUAUUUGUAUUGAAGAAUCUCUUUGUGCGAAGGAAAGUGACAAAUCUGGAAAAAAAAAAAAAAAAAGGAAAAGUUGA